This is a messenger RNA of Eriocheir sinensis (Chinese mitten crab), 4809 nucleotides long. RefSeq lists its product as uncharacterized. The record is from RefSeq and is a predicted model, not a curated record. The coding region runs from base 779 to 4438 and encodes 1219 amino acids. Gene Ontology annotation, biological process: DNA integration. Lineage: Eukaryota; Metazoa; Arthropoda; Malacostraca; Decapoda; Varunidae. Gene Ontology annotation, molecular function: zinc ion binding; nucleic acid binding. The transcript has 2 exons.
GUUUUCCCUCACAUGUAGGGUAGGCGGUGGCCGAAGUGGUAGCGUACUGGGCCCACAUUCACCGCGUGAUGGACGACGCGGGUUCGAAUCCUCACGCUACCACUCGGAUUUUUCGGUCACCGCCGAGUGGCUUAAAACUACCCACAUGCUGUCCUGAAGACCACCCAUCAACCCGGACUCUAGAGGAAGCCGUCCAAGCGAAUCAAGAACGAGUUCCGGGGGGCAGCAUGAGCCAAUGCAAGAUGGCGCCACUAUAAACACUCGCCUGCGCCAGAACGGGCUGGGCCGACCAUCAGGCCCCACCUGGAAGAAGCCUUGGGCCGACCAUCAGGCCCCACCGGGAAGAUGCCUACCGGCGCAAUAGGCAACAACGUAAAAAAAAAAAAAAAAAAAAAUGUGGCGACCUCGCCAGGAUUCUUGCCUUUAGACAUGUCUGAUUAAUUGUUUAAUCUGUUGUUCCAGUCCCUUGGAAGAAUUACAGCUUUGAAGUCGCCUUGAGCGCGCACUCACUGUCUGAGGCCCGGAAGUGAGUUCCUUACAGACGUCCUUUCCUGUAAGUUGAUGUUUUUGUGUACUGUUUUGUAUACUUUUUUGUACACUGCGAGUAAUCUCUUUUAUCGCUUCAGUGUCAAGACUGACAUAUUUUCUACAGUCUUAUUACUGCCGUCCACGUUGUGUUUGUCGGCUGUAGCGAGGUUUUGUUUCCUUAUGUUUUGAUUGUUAUGGUAUUUCUUUUGUGUAUUGGUAUUUCUUCAUUUCUGUUUCAUUCGUCUUUACCAUGACUUCCGUCGAGGAACUUAAGAAGCAGGCUGUGGAAUUAGGCUUCUCGGGAACAGACGUUGGACAAUAUGUCACCCAGAUGCAGGCCUACGAGCGGGGAGAACGAGCCGCGGAGCGACAAGAACGGAAAGAAAAAGAAGAAGCGGAGCGACAAGAACGGAAAGAAGAAGCGGAGCAACAGGAAAGGUUAGAACUUGCUCGACUUACAGCUGAAACUGAGCGAAUGCGUCUGUCCGCGCAAAGUAAGCCCGCCACUCUCACCAUCCCUGAGGCAGCUGCUCGUCCCAAGUUGCCAGCAUACCAGGACGGAGAGGAUAUAGCUACUUAUCUCACUCGCUUUGAGAGAGUAGCGGAACUGUUACAGCUCGACCAGGAUACGUAUGCUGUCAGGUUGGGGUGUCUGUUGACAGGAAAAGCAGCAGAGUUGUACGUCACUCUUUCUCCUGAGAUUACCAGUGAUUAUGACGCGCUGAGAAUGUCCUUGCUGGCAGGAUUCAAGAAGACUUCAGACGGAUAUCGCCUCGAUUUCCCCUCUGCCAAGAUUAGAGACGGGGAAAAUUAUACUGAGUUUACUGUUCACUUAACCCGUCUAUUCCAGAGCUGGUUGGAGGCUUCUAAGGUUCCGGCAGAUUUUGAUUCCUUGAAGAAAUUCAUGGUACUGGACCAGUUCUUGGCUUCUUUGAGUCCUAACCUCCGCACUUUUAUCAAAGAGCACAGACCCUCGUCUCUCGACAGCGCAGUCCAGCUAGCUGAUGAUCUGACCACGGCACACUACUCCAGUCGAUCCUCGGCCAAACCUGCUCCCCGACCCUUGAAGCCCACGUCGAAGACGUCACCACCAGCUCGCACGUCAUCCACACCGACUACCUCCUCCACCAUCAAGUGUCAUGGCUGUGGUGAGUUAGGCCACAUUAGGCCCCGGUGUCCCAAGAAUCCACGGGCCUUCAAAGAGAGUCCUCCAUCUCAACCUUUCACGGUAGGAUUUUGCCUCUCUGAGCACCGUGUUCCUCGACCCUUUGUUGCCGGUACUGUUAAUGGAUCUUGGACCUCUUCCAUCUUUAGGGAUUCUGGGUGUACCUGCAUUGUCGUGGCCGACGAAGUUCUCCCUGAUGCCGACCUCACCAACUGCCGCCGGUGUCAAGUGGCCGACUACCUGGGGCGGGUUGACACCUUCCCUGUUCUCCACUGUUACGUCAGUUGUCCCUACUUUGAAGGCUGGACUGACGUAUUCCGGGCUCCCAUCAAGUUUGCCAGCGUCUUGAUUGGCGAUGUCCCUGGGGUACGGGUCCCUAAGGAGCCAUACCCUGCCUUCGACUGCGGUCCUCAGCCUCCUGCUUCUGAACCCGCUAUACUUCCCUCAUCCUCCAACGUUAUUACACCUCCGGCCCAAAACUUUGCCAAGUCAGCCCCUGUCUAUCCUGACUCUCUAGUCUCUUCUACUUCCCCACAGGUGUAUGUAGUAGAGACUCGAGCCUCGACGGCUAGGAUGAAGCGCCUUCAUCCCCUUCAUCUUCCUGAUCUCCAGCCACUGUCCGUCACCCCUGAGGAGUUUGGUCGUUUUCAGAUGUCCUACGAUACUCUGUCCGUCGCACGAGCCAAAGCUGCAACGGGAGAGAUCGACCAAGUUCGCAAAAACUCCACCUUUCAGUUCCUUUUCCAAGAAGGACUCCUCUACCGGAAGUGCCUUACUUCACGGCGUCCAGAGAAGUUGGGAAAAUUAUGUUUGGUCGUUCCACGUAAGUGCCGGCCCAUCGUAUUAAAUGUAGCACAUGAGAACCCUUUAGCUGGUCACUACUCCCAUCGCAAGACGGAACAGAAAGUCGCCGAUCAAUUCUUCUGGCCUGGGAUGGGUACUGACAUCAGAGUACACUGCCGUUCUUGUGACAAGUGCCAGCGCUUCUCUCAAAAGGGGCGAGUAAGACCAGCCCCCCUUCAGCCUAUGCCCAUCGUUGCCGAGCCCUUUGCUCGUGUUGCCAUUGAUCUGGUUGGACCACUCUCCCCUCCUUCCUCAGCCGGACACGGGUAUAUCCUAACUCUCAUCGACUUUUCCACAGGUUUCCCUGAGGCCCUGCCACUAAAGGGUGUCGACUCUAUCUCAGUUGCUGAAGCUCUUCUCAUUAUCUUCUCCAGAGUCAGCAUCCCUCGUGAAGUUCUGUCUGAUCGUGGGACCCAAUUCACUUCAGCCCUGAUGCAAGAACUACAUCGACUACUGGGGGUCAAACCGAUCUUUACUACGCCUCACCACCCCAGUGGCAACGGUCGCAUUGAAAGGCUGCACGGUCCCCUGAAAUCCAUCCUGAAAAAGUACCAUCGCAGGGCCCAAGUUCAGUGUAUACAGGUCCUGGAUGAAGUUGCCACCCUAGAAGCACUCUCGGCGCCUGGGAAAGAUGGACCCGCAGUCAUCGAGGAGCAAGUUUCCAACGAAGUUUUUCAGCUCCCGACGACACAGAGUUCCUUAGAGGUCCCUGCUACCGGAAAGCUUCAGGUAGGAGAAUCCCUCACCUGGGACCAGAACACCAACAUUGAAGAUCUCCUCAGAGAAUUUGCUGAUGUCUUUUCAGAUGUUCCAGGUCACUGCACUACCCUAGAACACGACAUCACUCUCACCACGACCGACCGAGUCCAAACCAAGGUUUAUCCCGUCCCCGUUCAUCUUCAGCCAUCUUUCAGACAAGAAGUCGAGACUCUCUUCCAGCAAGGAAUCAUCCAACGCUCGUCCUCUCCUCACUGUUCUCCUGUUGUGAUGGUAAGGAAACCAGACAAUUCCUACAGAAUGGCUAUUGACUAUCGCCAAUUAAAUUCCAUCACAGUUUUUCAUGCUGAACCCACCUGCAACAUUACCGAGGAUUUGCAUAAAUUCUCAGGAUCCAAGUAUUUCAGCGAUUUGGAUAUGUGCAAGGCGUAUUACCAGGUACCUCUAACAGACAACGCCAAAGCUCUCACAGCUUUUCCAACCCACCUAGGAUUGAUGGAGUUUCGCCGCAUGCCCUUCGGUCUCUCUACUGCCUGUGCUACCUACAUACGCCUCAUGCGCAUUGUGCUUGGUGGGAUCUCUAACGUCUCCUUCUACUUCGAUAAUAUUUUUGUUUAUUCAAAGGACUGGUCCACGCAUCUAGAAGCUCUUCGAGGAGUCCUGGAACGGUUGAGGGAACAUCAUCUCACCCUCAAGCCAUCCAAGUGUCGUUUCGGAGUCCCCUCCAUUCGUUACCUUGGAUUCAUCGUCGACGGGACGUAUCUUCAACCUCAGCAUGACAAGACCGAUGCCAUCACCAUCAUGCUUCCACCUACCACCAAGAAACUUCUCAAAGCCUUCCUUGGGCUUGUGUCAUUUUACCUCAUGUUUAUCCCGCAGGCAGCUGAAUACACCGGCCCUUUGUCAGACUUGCUCAAGAAGAAUGUUCCCGAACCGUUGGCUUGGAGUGAAGACUUGUUGGUGCGGUUCAAACACCUCAAGGAUAAGUUGGUCUCGCCACCAGUGCUUCGUCUGCCGAACCCGGAUCUGAUCUUCGUUCUGAGGACCGAUGCCUCCAGCCGCGGGAUUGGAGCAGUCCUUCUGCAGUACUACACUGACUGUCCACAUCCCGUCGCCUAUGCCAGUCGGAAGUUACUCGACCGUGAAACAAGCAGAUUCUUGUUUGGGGGGCCGUGUGAGGGGUAACUACGCCCUGCCGGCCUUGUUAAGUCUGCCGGCCUUGUUAAGUCUGCCGGCCUCGUUCCGCCCUGGCUCCUCCUACUUCCGAGCCGACGUCAUAGCCCGGCUGGUGGGCUAAGGCAGACACCAGCUCACCACCACAGAGUGCACACCUCGCCUUCUCAACCUCACGCUGGUCCUUUGUCUCACUGGGAAAGCUGCGUGUCUGGCCUCCAUGCUGCUUCUCCCCUGGCUGUACCGCCCGACCAAGUCACCACUGCUGUCUCCCACUGCACUCCAGCCUAUGGACUUCACAUCCCUGGCCUUUAGCUGAGAGGAUUACAACCGGUGCUCCCAACCCCGGUGACUCAGCAGGCCAACCCCUUUUGCACGCUACA